Messenger RNA from Salvia miltiorrhiza (redroot sage), 630 nucleotides. RefSeq lists its product as uncharacterized. Bases 1 to 489 code for a protein of 162 amino acids. The transcript is spliced from 6 exons. NCBI's taxonomy places the organism in Eukaryota, Viridiplantae, Streptophyta, Magnoliopsida, Lamiales, Lamiaceae. The record is from RefSeq and is a predicted model, not a curated record.
AUGUUGAUUUACAUAUCUAAUGCAGCCAAUAAAGGGGGUGUUGUUGGUGGCACGAAAGGGACGAAUUCAAAGGUUCCGCUAGAUUCUGGAAGUAACAGAGACGAAGUGGGUGAGAAAGACAGCAGGACGGAUGGAAAUCCAGUGCUAGCUACAAGCACUAGGGCUGCCCUUACUGGUGAAAGUACUGAAGUUGGUGUAACUGUUGGAGCUAUGGUUGCUGAAGAGCAUUGCAUUGGACCAGCCAGUGGCGAAAAUGAAGUUCAAUUACCAAUUGGGAAUGAUCCUGCUAUGUGUAUUGGUAUCUCAAAGAUUGCUGAUGGUGGACAACAAUCGCAUGUUGAGAUUGGGUUCGAAGCAGAAGUGCGUAAAGGGAAUGGACUGGUUUCCCGUUGUACUGUGAUGACAAACAUAGCAGGGCGUGGAAAAGAAAAUUUCGUUUAUGAAAAUCCCAACAAAGUGGUAAAGAGGUUUCGUAGUGGUAGAUUUUGACUAUAUUCGAUAUGGUUGUAAUAUAUUAUGUCUUAAUCAGGUUUUGGGUGUGUGCGUUGGGGCAAAAACACAGCAGCGUACCGUAUUGCAACCACUCGUAGAUAGUGUAUGUAUGGCUACUCUAAUGAAUUUCUGGACUAA